This is a messenger RNA of Glossina fuscipes, 1467 nucleotides long. RefSeq names its product zinc finger protein 622. Lineage: Eukaryota; Metazoa; Arthropoda; Insecta; Diptera; Glossinidae. Gene Ontology annotation, biological process: ribosomal large subunit biogenesis. The record is from RefSeq and is a predicted model, not a curated record. Gene Ontology annotation, molecular function: zinc ion binding; nucleic acid binding. Gene Ontology annotation, cellular component: preribosome, large subunit precursor. The coding region runs from base 110 to 1303 and encodes 397 amino acids. The transcript has 2 exons.
CUAUCCUGCAUAUCUUGUGAAGAGAACGUGUCGUGUGUCUUUUUCGGCUCAAUCGUCAAAUUGUAUAUCAAAAUUUUUGAAUUGUGAAAUUAAAAAAUAGAAUCAAAGAAUGUCGAAUUUUACUUGCAUCAACUGCAGCGUGAAAUUCGCUAACGCAGACAUGCAACGGGAACACUAUAAAACUGACUGGCAUCGGUACAAUUUGAAAAGACGAGUUGCAGAAAUGCCACCAAUUACGGCCGAGGAUUUUCAAACUCGCGUUUUAGAAAUGCGUAAUGCUGAGGCAAUGGUCAAUGCCGACAGGCAAAUGAGCUUAUAUUGUAAUGCUUGUCACAAGCAAUUCGGCAAUCACAACGCUCACGACAAUCACUUGAACAGCAAGAAGCAUCGAGAUAAUCAGCAUAAGUUCGAGCAGCAAAACGAUGGAAUUGAUAAGGAAAUAACAAGUAGAUCUGUAAUAGGGACAAAGGCGUCUUCAACAAUAGCUACUUCUCCUCAGGAUAAACCAAAAUAUAUUUUGGUAACAGAUAAUAAUCACACCAUACACAAUGACGAUUUUGACGACAUUGAAGAAGAAGAAGAAAUUGUAGGUGCAGAUUUAGAAUUGGAAGAAUUGCCAGAAAAUCCGUUGAACGUUAGAAAUUGUCUCUUCUGCGUACACGAAGCCGAGGAUAUUAUGGAUAAUUUAAAACACAUGUCAAUAGCUCAUUCAUUUUUCAUACCUGAUGCAGAGUACUGUGUGGAUCUGGAAGGUUUGCUCUAUUAUUUGGGUGAGAAGGUGGCAAUUUAUUUUGUUUGCUUGUGGUGUAACGAUCGCGGGAAAACCUUUUACACCUUGGACGCUGUGCGCAAACAUAUGAUUGAUAAGGGCCAUUGCCAAAUGCUACAAGAAGGCUUGGCAUUGGCAGAAUACGCAGACUAUUAUGACUAUAGUCCCAGUUACCCAGAUCACGAAGAAGGUAUGGAUAUCGAUGAAGAGGUCGUACCUGACCUGUUAGAUGGCGAUGAAUAUCAAUUGGUCUUACCUUCCGGGGCAGUUAUAGGUCAUCGCUCUUUAUUGCGUUAUUAUAAACAAUAUUUAAAUCCAAACCGCUGUAUUGUAGCUAAAAAAUCCGACCGUAGGCUACAUCAUCUAUUGAGUACCUAUCGUUCCUUAGGUUGGUCUACUACACAACAGCAUGCGGCCGCUCGUAAGGCACGUGAUAUUCAUAUGAUGAAACGUGUUCAAGCCAAAUGGCAAAUGAAACUGGGUUGCAAAGCUAACAAAUUACAAAAACAUUAUCGUGCACAAGUUCUAUUCUAAAAUGUUUUUAUAUUUAUUUCGAAGUUGCAUGUGUUUACGAUCGACAAACUUAUGAAAAAUCUUUACACAAAUUUAAAUAUGGAAUAUGGAAAAACUCAAUUUGUGGAAAUCGUACAAAGUGCAUAAAAUUUUUAUUACCUACCAAAAAGUAAACACUAUAAUAA